Messenger RNA from Condylostylus longicornis, 878 nucleotides. Its product is annotated as uridine diphosphate glucose pyrophosphatase NUDT14-like. Gene Ontology annotation, molecular function: UDP-sugar diphosphatase activity; metal ion binding. Lineage: Eukaryota; Metazoa; Arthropoda; Insecta; Diptera; Dolichopodidae. Gene Ontology annotation, biological process: nucleoside phosphate metabolic process; ribose phosphate metabolic process. Bases 112 to 801 code for a protein of 229 amino acids. The transcript has 3 exons. The record is from RefSeq and is a predicted model, not a curated record.
AAAAAAAGCUUUUUAUCAAAUAAUGUUUUAGCUCUCAAAAUUGGAUAUCCACUCAAAAUUAAUUAUUAGUAUAAUGCGAUAUAAAGAAUUGAGAUUAGAAAUCCAAUCUUAAUGAAAAAUUUUCAUGUUUCUUUAGUUUGUUUUGAAAUAUUCAAGAAAAUGGAUAAAGUAACUAAAAUGUGGACUGGACCUUUGCCGGUUGAUUCUCCUUAUAUCAAAGCUAAAAGGCUAUAUUAUAUUCAAGACGGUAAAGAAAAAAAUUGGGACUUGCUGCAGGUUCAUGACUCGGUUUCAAUAAUAAUAUAUAACAAAAGUAAUAAAAGUCUAGUUUUCGUUAAACAAUUCCGACCACCGGUAUAUUAUGGAAUUGUUAGCAAUUGUGGCGACAUUAAUAAUAUUGAUUUUGAAAAAUUUCCACCAAAGUUAGCAAUAACUCUUGAGUUAUGUGCAGGAAUUGUAGAUAAAAAUAAAUCUUUUAAGGAAAUAGCAAAGGAAGAAGUUUUGGAAGAAUGUGGCUAUGAAGUUCCGUUAGAUAGUUUAGAAAGUGUUCUUAAGUUCAGGUGCAACGUAGGAACUUCAGGUGCUGAACAAGAAAUGUUCUUUUGUGAAGUUACUGAAGAACAAAAAGUAAACAAGGGAGGUGGCAUUGACGAUGAAAUUAUUGAAGUUGUUGAAUAUUCUAUUCCUGAAGCAGCAGCUUUGAUUCAAGGAUCUGUCAUUAAUAGUCCUCCAAGUUUUCUAUUUGGGGUUUUGUGGUUUUUAAAUAACAAAUGUACUAACAAUGAAUAUAAAAACAAUUGAUGUUUUGUUUUUCAACUAGUAGUAAAAUUAUAAUUCUUUAAUAAAAAGUCGCUUAUGUAUGCACAUUCGUUACUAUA